UCUCCGAUUUUAGAUCGGAGCAGGGCCUCCUGCCGUUGAAUUUCGUGGCGUAGGGUGUGCUUGCUGCGUCUCUCGGGUCAGCAGACGUUCGGUGCGAGAGGAGAAGAAGAGAGACGACGACUGCUGUUGCCGUUGCUCUGCCGUUGCCGAUGCUGCUAGUGGCGGUGGUGGUGCGCCGGUGGUUCGACUCGACCGAGAGACCGAGGACAGGUAGUUCCUCCGCGAUAAACGAGUGAUGUCAAUGCGAGGACGAGCCGGUCCUCGUAACGCUCAACGUAAUGACUCUAACAGAUGGUACAUCGAGAAUUCAAAUAUCACCACGAUGGGAAGAGGAAGAUCGAAUCCUGGCGGUGCAAGGUCGCAUCGGCGAGGAUAUCGUCGUUGAAUUGAAACUGAGAUCGACGGACGAUGCGGACGAUUUGCAGCUGGAGUUCAUACGCGGCGAUCGACCGAUGCCAUCGAAUCGGUAUCGGUUGCAAAUGAGGGGCAAUAUCGUGCAACUAACGUUGAAACAGUCGCAAAAGGACGACACCGGCCAGUAUGCUCUGGUAGCGACGAAGAUCGGGCAACCUUUCGAAAAAGGAUCCACCAGGAGAAUUCAUUUGCGCGUCGACGAGCCCAGUUACGAGGAAGGCGAACCGCCGAUUUUUCUUCGGAGAUUGACGGACCUCGCGGUCAAAGUUGGCACCAGAACGAGAUUCCUCGUAGAAAUUCGAAGCUCCACGAAUCCGAAGGUAACCUGGCACAGAAACGAUCUACCUGUUCAAGCGGGAUCGAGAUUCUCCUUCGUACACGAGGGUAACUUUUAUUGCGUCGACGUUGCACCGGUAAAAGUCGAAGAUCAAGGUAAUUGGACUUGUAUGGCGGAAAACCAAAGCGGCAGAUCAUCGUGCACGUCGCAUCUCAGCGUCAUCGUGCCGAAAGCCUACAAGAGGCCAGAGUUUGUGGAAGAACUUCGAGCUCUGUUAACGGAAACGGGGACUGUAUCGUUGGAAUGCAAAGUCGUUGGCGUACCAACCCCGGUAUUGAGAUGGUUCAAAGACAACAAAGAGAUCAAGGCCGGCGACGUUUUCGCGCUAACGGCAAAUCCUGACGAUCCUACUUCUUUGGGGAUUUACACCUGCGAAGCCGACAAUUGCAUGGGCACGGCAUAUUCCUCUUCGAAGGUACACGUCGUUGGUAAGGGUAGCCGAGAGGGUUCCUUAAAACCGGCAGACGCGUUAACGAGUUCAGGACCACCGCCGGUGUUCAAACGAAUACUCCGGGACGAAUGUUGUAGAAUCGGCGAUUCCGUAACCCUCUCGUGUCAAGUUCACGUACCGCCAUGGCCAAAAUCGAUAACGUGGUACAAUCAAGAAGGGCGCAUAGAACCGAACGAAAAGUAUCACGUGAUGGAGGACGGUCUCGGUGGUUAUUCGAUAGAAGUGAGAUUGGUCGAAGCCAUGGACGAGGGCGAAUGGAAGUGCGUCGCAACGAGCACAGAAAAUGUUAAACAAUUUACGACGUGUCAUGUCGCUAUGAUCAUUCCAAAGAACUACAGGAAACCGCGUUUCAUGGAGAGCUUGAAGGCGGUUCUCACGGAGGAAGGAUUGGUGUCCUUCGAAUGCAAGGUCGUGGGUUUUCCAACUCCAUUGCUGAGGUGGUUCAAGGACGGACAGGAAUUAAAACCAGGAGACGUUUACCAAUUAACGGGGACCAACUCUUUAGGUUCUUACUGCUGCAUCGCAAGAAAUUGUAUGGGCGAGGCAAAGAGUACCGCGGAGUUGACGAUCGAAGAUAUUCAGAAUCAGCUGAACGAGGAAGAACGUCUUCAACUUUUGAGCUCCGACGAGCCACCAAAGUUUAUCAGAGGUUUAAGGAGUUGCGAGGCGAAGAUCAACGAGGAAUUAUUCCGAUUCACGGUGCAGGUGAGCAUUUCACCGGAACCAGCUCUCUCGUGGUACAGAGACGACGUGGAGGUGGUCGAAGGUGACAGAUUCCGUACGGUCAAGGAGAAUCUUGGCACGUGUCAUCUCGAAGUCCGCCAACUUGAAAUUUCCGAUCAAGCCGAAUGGAAAUGCGUGGCUGCCAACGAUUACGGGCACAGCGUUACUUCCUGUUUUCUGAAAUUAAUCAUUCCUAAACAUUACAAGAAGCCGAAAUUCUUGGAGGGCUUGCGAGCGAUACUGUCCGAGGAGGGUGCUGUUAAUUUGGAGUGCAAAGUGAUCGGUGUACCCCAACCGAUUCUCAAGUGGUAUAAAGACGGCAUGGAAUUGAAACCAGGCGAUAUACACAGAAUAAUCACGGGCCAGGAUGGCACCUGCUGUCUGGGAACUUACACGUGCGAAGCUAUCAAUUGCAUGGGUACGGUCAGCAGUUCCGCCUCCCUUUUAGGUUUCGAAGACAAAGUCAAUGCUCGGAAGGACACGAAGGAGGACGCGCAAUCGUCGCCGAACGGUCACGAGCUGGCAAGAAAUUUGUCGCUCUCGACGAUUCACGAAGAGAGGACGUCUCAAUUGUACGAUACCCCGCAGACCGAUCGUUCCGUCACUUUUGACGACAGAGGGGAAGUAUCGUUCAGUUUCGACGGUAAAGAGGUCUCGGUGAGCCUUUACGAAACUCCCGAUCUUACGGAAGAGGAAGCUCUGCAGAUCGUCGAGAUGUACGCCGAUCAAUUAUCCGAGCACGUCACGGAGCACAACGUUAUCGAAUUGCCACCGAUGAGAUUCGUUAAGGAGAGCUCGACCUCCGGUAAUCUUUUAAUGGAGGCUGUCGUGAUCGACGUUUCGCCGGAUUAUUUCGUCAGCGCCGAGGAUGGCGACGAUCUAAGGACGGAAGCGGAUUUCGAGGAUGUCUCGAUCAUGGACGAUCAGACUAGAGUCUUCUCUUCUCCGGAAGACGAAUCUUUGUCGUUGAAGAGAUCGGCCAAAUAUAGCUGGGAAGGCGAAGAGAAGCCGCCGACGAGACCGCCAAGAAAGAAGUCUACGAGUCGCUCCUCGUCUAAAAGCGAGGAGAAGAGCGACGAGAGGAGUCAGAGAUUCGAAUCGGAGAGUUUUCACAGCGCGCGAAAAGACGAGGAUCGACCGAUGUCACCGCUCUCGUCGGAAAGAUUGGACGACAGCGAGUGUACGACCUUCGCGGACGCGUUGUCGUCCGCGCGACUUUCUAUCUCCGAACAAAAUAAACAAAAUAAAUCAGCGAUUCGCGAGAACGAGGAAAACAGGGAGAUCCUCGCCGGCGAUAAAUCCAGCGCGGACGUAGCUAGAAGCAGCGACGAUCCGUCUCUCGAAGCGAAAGAAACGAGGCGCUCGCCGAAGAGAAAAGAAAAGAAGGAGAAAAGUGUCUCGGAAGAGUCUACGUCAUCGAUCGCAGCCGAUCUCGAUGGAAGCAAGGAGGAGGAGAAGAGGAGGAGGAGGAGGAAGACGGCAUCCGACGAGUCGUCGUCGAGGAACGACAAAGAGCGUAUUUUAAAUAAAAUUAAAAGAUUGACAGAACCCGUCGUCGCGAUCCGCGAUUCCUUGGUCGACAUAGAUCGUUACGAUAGAUUUUUGGAGCUCGAAAGCGAGGAACGAUCGCGAGAUGUAGUUUUGGAGGGGAUCGUAAAACCGAUUCAGACUCUUUGCGAGGAAGUGUCUUCGAUAGAGGCUGAAGCUUUGAAAAAUACGGAGGACAGGUCUGUCGGUCAAACGAUAAGGAUAUCCCUGCUGGAAGGUGUCGGUGGACCGACCGAAGAACUUCUUCGCGGUAUCGAAUUGAUAGACCGACAACGAAGCUUCAAAGCACAGAGAUCGGACGUAAUAGCAAUUUUAGAGUCUUUGACCGAUCCGGUCGACGAAAUUCUGACGGGUCUGACUAGAAUCGAAUACGAGUUGACUGGCAACGCGAGGGGAGAAAAACCGGUGUCUUUUCUACGAAUGCGCCGUGCCGUUUCGCGAUUGGACGAAAGUUUGAAGAGUCUUUCCAAGGAGGGUAGAGAACCCGUCGAGUUGCUUUCGUUCUUGGAUGAACUUAUAAGGACGUUCAACUUACUCCUGCAGGAUGUUUCGAUAAAUCCAACGACGGGUACGAUAGAGACGGUGGACACGGUGCUCGUAGAGUCUUUGUCAAAAUCCAUCGAGGAUACCGUCAGAGCGAUUAAUCGGACGGAAUCGACCGAACGGCGUCCAGGCAAAGCGGAUUCUCGGCUGACCGAUCGACUGUUGCAACCUGUUCGAGAAUUAAGGGCCAAGCUCGCGACGUUGACGGUCGCGUUAGAGACUUAUGAAAAUAAGGGCGACGUUAUUACGGAACGUCGUGCCGGAUUGAUAGCCUCCUUAAGAGAGUCCGUAAACGACGCGCUCGUGGAAAUUCUCGAUUUUCAAGAGAGAGGAGGAACGGAGAAGAAAGAGGAGGAAUGCGAGGCGUCGAGGGACGAUAGCCUUCUCGAGGAAAGCAAGUACGUCUUCGAAGAUACGCGAUCGGCGCUUCGGGAAGCUCUUGAAAUUUACGAGACGAUAUCCGGUUCGUUGGAUCCUCGAUUCGCGGCCGUGUUUGACGGAAUUAGCGAGACGUACGAAAAAUUAUGUCCACGGGAAAAGGAAGUCGAUGCCGUCGAAACGUUGCUCGGUAUGGAGGUGCAAUUGAACGUUCUACGAGACACCUUGACGGACGUGUCGACCAUCAAAGAUUCCGCCAACGUAUUGAAACUUUUAGCUCCGUCCGUAAGUCGUUUGACCGUCGCUGCGAAAUCGUUGAAUCUCGCGUCCGUCGUUCAACCGAUUCUGUCGAUUUGCUCGAAUAUCGAAGAUAUCAUUCGAGGAGCUGAUGUGAAUCGGGAAAGCGACAAGGCGCGAUCUUUGUCGUCGUCUUUGUCGGCUCGGGACGCAACCUUGUCGGAGAAACUUCUCGAUCCGUUGAUAGAGGUUCAGGCGACUCUGAGUGCCGUUAUUCAGGACUUGGAAGAUAUCAAGUCGACCGUAAACGGUGGCAUCGCUCGAGAACGGAUGCUCGUGACGCACGAAUUUUCCUCGGUCUUGAUAGAUCUAAGACAAUGCAUAUCCGAUGCGGCGCACGCGGCGAUGUCCUCGAAGGAAAGCGAAAUGUUUCAUUGUCUGACGGACGUCAAGGAACCGCUGUUGGAUCUUCGAGUUAUGCUGGCGUCCAAGGACGAAAGCGUCUUCGGGGAAUUGGCCGUGUCGACGAAGAGAACGAUGUCGACGUCGAUCGGAAGAUUGCAAGACACGAUGGCAAUGAUCUUAAUUACUCCUUCGUCGUCGAACCUUACGAAAUCGAUGAAAGCGGAAACGAGAGAGAUCUUGGAGAUAAUGAAGGAAAUUCAGGCACGGAUGCCGGCGUGGGUGGUCGACGAUAUCGUAAUAGAUACCAUGCACGAUCGCAAAUUGGAAGAUCUUAACGUGGACGAAAAAUUGGGUAGCAUCAAUUACUCUCUGACGUCGGUCCUGGAGAAACAAAAGGAGAUCGGGGUCUCGUCGUUGUUGGCCAAUUGCGUGGAAGCCUUACGUGAGAACGUCGCGAGCUCUGCCGUAGCGAUCGCUACCUUGAAAACGCCAAAGGACGACGAAACGAUCACGAAGGAGGUGUCUAGAUUGGGAAAGCCCUUACUGACUUUGCAGCGGGCAUUGUUGACCGAAGAUCACAAAGUCGAGGAAGUAGUAAUAUUGAACGAUUUGAUAAAUCCCAUCGGUAGAUUGAAAACACUGAUGGAGGAUAUUGCGAAAGCCGGCAAAUCUUUGGAAGAAAUUAUUCCCGUGGUAGAGCUGUUGGAGGAAAUAGAAAAGGACGUAACCUUGAUCGCCAAGGAAACUUCCAAGAAAAAAGGCAAAUCGAUAGGAGGCCGCGAGGAAAAGACGUCGUCGAGUGUACUGGCCGAUACUAUAAGUCGUUCUUUAGAUCCCAUAAGAAGUUGGCUGUCGUCGACGUUCGAGCAGGACAGUACGAGGGACGAAGAAGCGUCCGCUCUGAGCUCGUCGGUCGACGAACUUAGACGAGACGUUACGAGAAUCGCUAUAGAAACGUCUUAUUCGGAGCCACCGAGCGAUCGAAGCCUGAUCGAAGCUCUGGCCGAACUUCGGGAACCUUUGAUCCGAUUGAAAAACGCGAUCUCGAUCUAUCACGAGCCCGAGGAUCUCUCUGCUCUGGAAACGUUGAGUCGACCAAUGAGAUAUCGUUGAAGAGAUAGAGAAUCAGAUACCUAUAUCUAUCAAGGAAGCGCUUUAUAAAAGGGAGCUGCGACAGGUUGUCCAGACGUUGGAAGAAAAUAUCGAGGAGGGAACGCCGGAGAUAACGCGGGAAAUCGAGGGAAAUG
Messenger RNA from Vespula pensylvanica (western yellowjacket), 6283 nucleotides. RefSeq names its product muscle M-line assembly protein unc-89-like. Bases 279 to 6149 code for a protein of 1956 amino acids. The transcript has 15 exons. Lineage: Eukaryota; Metazoa; Arthropoda; Insecta; Hymenoptera; Vespidae. The record is from RefSeq and is a predicted model, not a curated record.